CGUUUAGUUGCGUUCCAAGUGCCGCGUGUGUGGGAUUAAAGCGCAGCAAAUCAAACAUGAUCAUCACCGCCAAAGUGGUGAGCAUCUGCUUGGGCGUGGCACUCACAGCCUUCACCGUCUCCACCAUUGUGCUGGCGGUGCAAAAGUCCAAUAUGAAGGCCGAUCUGCGUGAUUUACAGGAGAAGCUCGAUCUGCUGGAGGGCAGCCUAACCUCCACCACAAGCAGCAGCACAGACACGCCCACCACAAGCAUUACACCGAGCACAACGCCCGCGCCCAAAAUUGAUUAUCGCCUGCCCAAAACGCUGACGCCCACCAACUAUGAUCUUUAUCUACAUCCGCAUAUAGAGUCGGGCGAUUUCAGUGGCAAUGAAAUCAUUAGCAUUACCGUGAAUGAGCCCACAGAUAAGAUAAUACUGCACUCACUUAACUUGACUAUACAAACGCUGUCUGUGAUCUAUGCGGAUGGCACAGCUGUGCCCAUCAAGGCGCAUCAGUUUGACAAAGUCAGGGAGUUUCUGAUUAUAGAGCUGGCUGAGCAGCUCAAAGCCAACGCCAAUGUGCUGCUGACCAUUGAGUUUUCUGGCAACAUGGCCAACAAAAUUGUGGGUCUUUAUAGCUCGUCGUAUGUGAAGGCCGACAACACCCGCAAGGUGAUCGCCACGUCCAAGUUUGAGCCCACAUAUGCACGCCAGGCUUUCCCUUGCUUUGAUGAACCUGCCCUGAAAGCUACGUUUGAGAUUACGCUGGUGCAUCCCAAGACGGGCAACUAUCAUGCGCUCUCUAACAUGAAUGUGGAAACUGAAGUCCAGGACGCUGAGCACACAAAGGUCAUGUUUGCCAAGAGCGUGCCCAUGAGCACUUACCUAUCCUGUUUCAUUGUCUCUGACUUUACGGCAAAAAAGGUGGACAUCGAAACCAAGGGCAUUGGCAAGCCUUUUGAAAUGAGCGUCUAUGCCACGCCAGAGCAGAUUGGCAAGGUGGACUUUGCGCUGGAUGUGGGCAAGGUUGUAAUUGAAUAUUACAUUGACUACUUCCAAAUCGAGUAUCCGCUGCCCAAGCUGGACAUGGCCGCUAUACCAGACUUUGUCUCUGGCGCCAUGGAGCACUGGGGUCUGGUCACCUAUCGCGAGACGUCGCUGCUGUACGAGAAGGAAACUAGCUCAACAGUCAAUAAACAGCGCAUUGCGAGCGUCAUAGCUCAUGAAUUUGCGCACAUGUGGUUCGGUAAUUUGGUAACCAUGCAAUGGUGGAAUGACUUGUGGCUAAAUGAGGGCUUCGCUAGCUUCAUCGAGUACUUGGGCGUGGAUGCGCGCUUCCCCGACUGGCAAAUGCGCAAUCAAUUUAUCAUCAGCACUCUGCAUGGCGUCUUCAGCUUGGAUGCCACGCUGGGCUCGCAUCCCAUUAUACAGACCGUUGAGAAUCCCGAUCAGAUAACGGAAAUCUUUGAUACUAUUACGUAUUCCAAGGGCUCCUCGCUGGUGCGCAUGUUGGAAGAUUUUCUAGGCGAGACAACGUUCCGCCAGGCGGUCACCAACUAUCUGAAUGAAUACAAAUAUCAAAACGCCGUAACCGAUAAUUUCUUUGCCGAGAUUGACAAGCUGGGUCUGCCUUACAAUGUGGCAGACAUAAUGCUCACCUGGACAGUGCAGAUGGGUUUGCCUGUGGUCACGAUCACAAAGAUCUCCGACACUGAAUACAAAUUAACGCAGAAGCCGCUUCUUGUCCAAUCCAAACGACUACGAACAAGUGCACGAGCUUCAGAAUUCAACUAUCGCUGGUCAAUACCGAUAACGUAUACGACCAGUGGCAGUGCGGCAGUGCAGCGCGAUUGGUUUUACCACGAUCAGAGCGAAAUUACCAUUAAGCUGCCCAGCGCUGCGCAAUGGAUCAAGUUUAAUCACGACCAGGUUGGCUAUUAUCGCGUCAACUACGACGAGUCCUUGUGGCAUGCCUUGGCCCAGGAGCUGCUGAACAAGCCAAGCUCAUUCAGUGCCGGUGAUCGUGCCUCUUUGUUGAACGAUGCCUUCGCUUUGGCUGAUGCCACACAACUGCCCUAUGAGAUUGCCUUUGACAUGACGCAAUAUCUGGCCAAGGAGGACAACUAUGUGCCCUGGAGCGUGGCAGCCUCAAAGCUAACCUCGCUCAAGCGCACGCUCUACUACACGAGCAGCUUUGCCAAGUACAAGAAAUACGCCACAGCGCUAAUUGAGCCCAUCUAUACAGCGCUCACCUGGACUGUGGGUGAGGAUCAUCUGAACAAUCGUCUACGUGUAACGGCUCUGAGCGCUGCCUGCUCGCUGGGCUUGGAGUCCUGUCUAACUGAGGCUGGUGUGCAGUUCAAGAGCUGGCUGGCCACUCCAGAGAAGCGCCCCAAUCCAGAUGUGCGCGAGAUUGUCUACUACUAUGGCUUGCAGUCAGUGGGCAACCAAGCCAUCUGGGAAAGCGUCUGGCAGUUGUUCAUCAAUGAGGCAGAUGCUAGCGAAAAGUCCAAGCUUAUGUAUGGCCUGGCUGCUAUACAGGAGCCUUGGCUCCUGCAGCGCUACAUCGAUCUAGCCUGGAACGAAGAGUACGUGCGUGGCCAGGACUACUUUACCUGCCUCACCUACAUAUCUGCCAAUCCCAUGGGCGAGUCUCUGGUCUGGGAUCAUGUGCGCGAGAACUGGUUACAGUUGGUGGCUCGCUUUGGCCUCAAUGAACGCUAUCUGGGCAAUCUAAUACCCUCCAUAACAGCACGCUUCCAUACGCAGACCAAGCUGGAGGAGAUGGAGUACUUCUUUGCCAAGUAUCCAGAGGCGGGCGCCGGCACUGCAGCACGCGUGCGCGCUUUGGAAACGGUCAAGAACAACAUUGUUUGGCUGGCAGAGAACUUGGAGAGCGUGGAUGCCUGGCUGGCCAAGCAGGAAUUGGAUUAUCGCCUGCCAACGGCAUUGGAGCCCACGCAUUACGAAUUGUACUUUCAUCCAAGCUAAGAUACAGGCAACUUCACUGGCCAAUCCAAGAUAACCAUUAAUGUGAAGCAGGCCACAAAUCAAAUCAUUCUACACUCGCAUAAACUAACUCUCAGCAGCGUCUAUGUGCCCGAUCAUGAAAUUGAUAAUUACGCGCUUGAGCCCGUUGCGCGAAUUUCUCAUUAUCGAGAUGAAGCAAGCAACUGAAAAUGGGUGAGACCUUUUAUACUCGGCAUUCACUUCGAGGGCCAAAUGCAAAACAAACUCGUUGGCUUAUAUAGCAGCACCUACAAUACGCCAGCGGGUCAGCAGAGAAACAUAUCGACCACCAAGUUCGAACCCACCUACGCACGCCAGGCUUUUCCUUGCUUUGAUGAACCUGCCUUGAAAGCUACGUUUGCCAUAAGCGUUAUACAUCCCACCGCUGGCUCAUACGAUGCUGUCUCCAACAUGAAUAAAUUGGAGUCACAGAAUCUGGGCGAGAACACAAUGGCCACGUUUGCCACUAGUGUGCCCAUGAGCACCUACUUGGCUUGCUUUAUUGUCUCCGACUUUGAACAUAAGAAGAGCACUGUGAAAGCCAAUGGCAUUGGAGCUGAUUUCGAAAUGCGCGCUUUUGCCACGCCCCAUCAGAUAAACAAAGUUACAUAUGCCUUGGAGUUUGGCGUUGCAGUCACCGAGUACUACAUAAAGUACUUUAAAGUGGAGUAUCCACUGCCCAAGCUGGACAUGGCUGCAAUACCUGACUUUGUCUCUAAUGCCAUGGAACAUUGGGGUCUGGUCACCUACAGAGAGACUGCGCUGCUCUAUGAUACAAGCUUCAGCUCUGCUGCGAAUAAGCAGGCAACUGCUGGAGUCCUUGCUCAUGAGAUUACACAUCAAUGGUUUGGCAACUUGGUGACAAUGAAGUGGUGGAAUGAUUUAUGGCUAAACGAAGGCUUUGCUGCUUUCAUGCAAUACAAAGGUGUAGAUGAAGUGCAUCCAGAUUGGGACAUGUUGGAUCAGUUUGUAAUAAUGGCAUUGCAUCCAGUCCUUGUUUUUGAUGCCAAGCUCUCAUCACAUCCCAUUGUGCAACAGGUGGAGAAUCCAGAUGAAAUCACAUCCAUUUUCGAUACUAUCAGCUAUGACAAAGCUGGUUCCAUUUUGCGCAUGUUAGAGAAUCUUGUGGGCGCUGAUAAGUUUGAGCAGGCAGUUACCAACUAUCUGACAAAGUAUAAGUAUCAAAACACAGUCACAGAUGAUUUCUUGUCUGAGGUAGCUGCUCUGGUAACUGACUUUGAUCUGAAGCUAUUGAUGCGCACCUGGACUGAGCAAAUGGGCUAUCCCGUGUUGAAUGUGGAGCGCACCGACAAAAAUGCAUUUACUAUUUCGCAGAAGCGAUUCCUUUCCAACAAGGCUAGUUACGAAGAGACAGUGGAACCAACAGAGUUUGGUUACAAAUGGAGCGUGCCCAUCACCUACUUCCUGGACACCGCAAAGACAAAUGAGGCAAGCAGUUUUAUAUUUGACUACAAUAAGGAUAUGGCCGGCGUGGCUGUUGAGGCUGAUGUGAAGUGGAUCAAGCUAAAUGUUCAGCAAAUGGGCUACUAUAUAGUCAACUAUGAUACCAUCACCUGGGAGUAUAUCAAUCAACAAUUGAUUGACAAAUACGAUCGCUUUGAUAUAGCGGACCGAGCCAACCUGUUGAACGAUGCUUUUGCUUUGGCUGACGCCAGCCAACUGGCCUACAGCAUUCCUCUGGAUAUGACAGCUUAUCUAUCUAAGGAAGAGGACUUUGUGCCUUGGUAUACGGCUGCAUCGAACCUCAUACGUUUAAAGAGAAAUCUCAUGUACACAGAGAGUUUCACUUCUUACCUGAACUACGCACGCUCGUUAGUAAGCCCUGUCUACAAAGCAGUUGGUUGGACAGUUGAUGAAGAUGACCAUCUCAGAAACCGCCUGCGCUAUACUGUGGUGAAUGCAGCGUGUGCCUUGGGAGUGGAAGAAUGUCUGCAGGAAGCUGCAAAGCGAUUCAACACUUGGCUAGCCAAUCCCACAGCUGCCAAUAAACCUGCGCCCGAUCUGCGUGAAAUUGUUUACUACUAUGGCAUGGAGCAGUCAAAGAGCGAGGCUAGCUUUGAUCAGUUGUUGCAACUUUAUAGCACAGAAGCUGAUGCUAGCGAGAAGCAGAAGAUGAUGAAUGGACUUGCCGCUACAAAAAAUGCUCAAUUGCUGUACAGACUGCUGGAUUUGGCCAGCAUCAAUGACAAAACUGUGCGCUCGCAGGAUUAUUUCAAUUGUGUGCAGCUCAUUGCAAGCAAUCCUGUAGGCGAGCCACUUGUUUGGGACUAUUAUCGCGAGCACUGGACUCAGUUAACCGCACGCUUUGGCCUCAAUGAUCGGGCACUGGGUAGAUUAAUUACCAGUGUUACAGCACAUUUUGCAAGUGAAGUUAAGCUCGAAGAGGAUGCAAGGAGUUCUUAAAGAAGGCAUCCAGAGUCUGGAGCGGGUGCUAGCCCAAGGCAACAGGCGAUCGAGACUAUCAAGUACAACAUUAACUGGCUGAAGGAAAACAGCGGCGAGAUUGCCAAUUGGCUAAGCCAAAAACUUUAAAUUUUGCCUAAUGUCAAUUCUAUUUUUAUAUACCGAUCACAAAAGUUUGACAAGAAUAAGCAUGCAAAAUAAACAACA
Messenger RNA from Drosophila busckii, 5621 nucleotides. RefSeq lists its product as uncharacterized. Gene Ontology annotation, biological process: peptide catabolic process; proteolysis. Gene Ontology annotation, molecular function: peptide binding; zinc ion binding; metalloaminopeptidase activity. NCBI's taxonomy places the organism in Eukaryota, Metazoa, Arthropoda, Insecta, Diptera, Drosophilidae. The record is from RefSeq and is a predicted model, not a curated record. Gene Ontology annotation, cellular component: cytoplasm.